This is a messenger RNA of Cheilinus undulatus (humphead wrasse), 1778 nucleotides long. Its product is annotated as sialic acid synthase-like. Gene Ontology annotation, molecular function: N-acylneuraminate-9-phosphate synthase activity. The transcript has 6 exons. The coding region runs from base 110 to 1189 and encodes 359 amino acids. Gene Ontology annotation, biological process: carbohydrate biosynthetic process. The record is from RefSeq and is a predicted model, not a curated record. Lineage: Eukaryota; Metazoa; Chordata; Actinopteri; Labriformes; Labridae.
UUUACUGAUCCAGCUCUCUUUCCAAAGUACCAGACACCGCUCCUGACUCACCCUCGUCUCUGCUGAAUAACUGUCUCUGGCUGUGAUUUUCCCAUCUUUUGUGAUCAAAAUGUCUUUAAAGUUUGAGCUGUGCCCUGGCAGAAUGAUCGGAGGAAGCCACCCGUGCUUCAUCAUCGCUGAAAUCGGACAAAACCACCAGGGAGACAUUGAAAUUGCUAAGCAAAUGAUCAAAAUGGCAAAGGACUGUGGUGCAGAUUGUGCCAAAUUCCAGAAAAGUGAAUUAGAGCACAAAUUUAACAAGAAAGCCAUGGAGCGCAAAUAUGACUCCAAACACUCUUGGGGGAAAACUUAUGGUGAACAUAAGCGUCACCUGGAGUUCAGCCAUGACCAAUACAAAGAGCUGCAGCGGUAUGCAGAGGAGGUGGGGAUCUACUUUACUGCUUCAGGGAUGGAUGAGAUGGCAGUGGAGUUCCUGCAUGAGCUGAAUGUGCCUUUCUUUAAAGUUGGCUCAGGGGACACCAACAACUUCCCUUAUCUGGAGAAGACUGCCAAGAAAGGACGGCCCAUGAUAGUGUCCAGUGGGAUGCAGUCAAUGGAGACGAUGAGACAGGUCUACAAAACAGUGAAGAAAUACAAUCCGAACUUUGCCAUCCUGCAAUGUACCAGUGCCUACCCUCUUGAAGCUGAAGAUGUCAACCUCAGAGUGAUAACGGAAUACCAGAAGGAGUUUCCAGAUAUUCCUAUAGGAUAUUCCGGCCAUGAGUCCGGGGUCUAUAUUUCAAUUGCGGCAGUAGCCCUGGGGGCAAAGGUCCUUGAACGUCACGUAACCUUGGACAAGACGUGGAAAGGAAGCGAUCAUGAAGCCUCUCUGGAACCUGCUGAGCUUAAAGAGCUGGUUCGUAGUGUCCGGCUGGUUGAGCGGGCCAUGGGAAGCAGCCUCAAACAGAUGUUACCCUGUGAAAAGCCGUGCCAUGAUAAGCUGGGUAAGUCAGUGGUGGCCAAUGCCAGUAUCCCCAAAGGAACUAUCCUGACUCUUGACAUGCUGACAGUGAAGGUGGCAGAGCCCAUGGGUGUCCGAGCUGAGGACAUCUACGAGCUGAUUGGAAAGAAGGUGACUGAGGAUGUGGAGGAGGACCAGAGCGUCACGCCAGAGCUUGUUGACGAAUACGGCAAGAAGGCCAAGUGCUGAGAAAGUCAGAGAAUUAUUCAACGGGUGAAAAGGGGUUAAUAUAAGAGAAUAUUUGAUAAUAUAAUCAAAUCUUGUUUCUCUGAAUCACAGCUUCGCUUAAAAAACGGCUUCUCAAUUAUCUGAUUUUCCCCUUCUUUCACCGAUGCCAAAAAUAUUUUACAUUCUCAUAACGAGGCCUUAGAUUUUUUUGCAACCAAGCUCUUUGUUAAACCCCCAUGUUCUUACCACAUGAGACUGAAGUGGUAGUUUUGUACUUAAAUGGAACAUAAUUUGCACUAUAGUUUUGGCCUGCACUGAGGUGGUUCAAUAAAUAUAGAAAACCUUAAGCUGCUACCAUACAUCUCAGAACACAAGAUUGAGAUCUCAGAGGCUCUUGGACAGUCAACCUCCUCUUAUUGUUCCAUGGAGCAUUUUGUUAUCUGUCUGUGUGCAGCUACUUACAGUGCCCUACAAAUGUGUUUUUAGGUUGAAGGAUGUAAAGACACAUUUAUAAUCCUAAUCAUUUGGGAUCAUCAUGGGAAUCUGAAGUGUCAGAUGUACUCAGCAGAAGAUACCUCAGAAUAAAAUAUUUUCAAAAUCUAAAUCUUUU